AUGUACAAUCAGUCCUUCGAGCCGGAAAACGAUGCUGAUAACAUCGUUGCAGGAUUGAUAAUGAUACUGACAGGAAUGGUCGGCUCCGCAGUUAACUUUGUUGUUAUGCUGCUGAUAAUAAAAACCUCGUCUUUUCACAGCGCAUUUGGUUACAUAUGUUUUUCUCACCUCAUUGCAUCCAGCGCUGCACUUCUGACGGGUACAUUCUGGACAGGACCAGUAACAAUUUUCAGCUUCAAUGAGUCUGUCACAGUCUCGUUCGUCGGCGCAGGAUUUGGGCAGUUGAUGCAUCUCUUCUGGUUUGUGUCCAUGUACAGCCACCUUCAAGUCGCCGUGAAUCGUCUUAUAGCAGUAGCUUGGCCGUUUCUUUACAAUACGCUAUUUACUGGCAGAAGUUUGGUUUGCUUUAUUGGAUCAGCAUGGAUCAUGUCCUUCCUAUUGUCUUCUCCGCACUUCAUGUAUGAUUGUUGGCUCUGGUUCGAUGUCAAGACAAUAUCCUGGAUAAAUCGUGAUACGGAGUGUAGUUUUAUAAUGAACAAAAUUUUCUUUUACAAUACUAUGAUCAUGUGUGCAUUGAUAAUUUUGAUCAACACAAGCACGUUCUACUUCCUACGCAAGAAAAUGAAGGAGUUGCGAAAGACUGGCGGCAUUUUCAAACAGCAAGAAAUGGCUCGAAUGAAGCGGAAUGUUUCGCUUUACAUGCAGGUAAUGUUGUUGUUAAUGUAA
Molecule: messenger RNA, 726 nt
Organism: Cylicocyclus nassatus
Lineage: Eukaryota; Metazoa; Nematoda; Chromadorea; Rhabditida; Strongylidae
Source: the annotation of a GenBank genome assembly